This is a messenger RNA of Dermacentor albipictus, 534 nucleotides long. RefSeq lists its product as uncharacterized. NCBI's taxonomy places the organism in Eukaryota, Metazoa, Arthropoda, Arachnida, Ixodida, Ixodidae. The record is from RefSeq and is a predicted model, not a curated record. Gene Ontology annotation, molecular function: nucleic acid binding.
AUGAUCGAGCGUUUCCACAGACAGUUCAAAGCCGCCAUCAUGUGCCACCUGGACUCAACCUGGCCUGAAGCCAUCCCAGCCGUCACCCUAGUUCUUCGCGCCGCCUUCAAGCCCGACAUUCAGGCUACACCCGCAGAGCUCGUCUACGGGGAAUCCCUCCAUCUCCCAAGCGAAUUUCUCGCUGCACCGCCAUCCACCACCGCGACGUCAGAUCCCACCGAUGUCAUCGCCCGGUUUCGACGCACCAUAGCUGCCCUCCGCCCGUCACCUGCAGCUCACCACUGUAAGACCGCCUGCUUCGUCUUAAAGGAUCUGGCAACGUGCUCGCACACUUUUCUCCGGGACGACACCGUCCGCCGGCCUUUACAGCCACUUUACAGCGGACCCUACCCAAUUCUCCGUCGCGACGACAAAACCUUCACCCUGCGCAUUAACGGGAACGCCGUCCGCUUCUCUGUCGACCGGCUGAAUCCGGCCUACACCGAUUCCGCCGAACCAGGAAAUACCAGCGCACCAGCAGACGUCCAUCCAUGA